UUUAGCUGUGUUUUCUGUCCUUGUAUUUUAUCAUUGAAUGGAAAACAAUCCGCUAGAGGUCCCGUCAGCUUCCGCUAUAUGCCUGCCAGAGUUAAAAGAGAUGCUCUAAGAGUCAAACCCUUAGUUUCGUGCUGGUAGCUUCGCCAGAGGUGGAGACACCCGGCAGCCCCGGGAGCUGGGAGCUCACUCCCAGGUGGAAAAGGCAUUGCGACCGCAGAGUGACCAGUGUGCUUCUCCACGAAGCUGAGGGCUCUGUGUCUGCGGAUAUCCUCCGAGACCUAAGCAACGAACACUAAGAAAGAAGGAAGGAAUGAGGUUGGAUACGGUGCAGUAAAACUGAGCACUUUAAGGACAGCAAAAGGCACUACAACUGAGCCCUGCUUUGUGCAAUCAUAAUGAGAACUUACCAUUACUUCUUGCUGCUUUUUUGGGUUGGUCAGCCCUACCAAAGUUUCUCAAGCCCUUUUUCUAAGAGGACUAGUGGCUUUCCAGAGAAGAAAAAGACACUGGAGCUAUCUGGAAGUAAUAAGAAUGAGCUUAAUCGAGCAAAAAGGAGCUGGAUGUGGAAUCAGUUCUUCCUCUUGGAGGAAUACACAGGAUCCGAUUAUCAGUAUGUUGGCAAGUUACAUUCAGACCAAGAUAGAGGAGAUGGAUCACUUAAAUAUAUCCUUUCAGGAGAUGGAGCUGGAGAUCUCUUCAUUAUUAAUGAAAACACUGGAGACAUUCAGGCCACCAAGAGAUUAGACAGAGAAGAGAAGCCAGUGUAUAUCCUUAGGGCUCAGGCUAUAAAUAGAAGAACAGGAAGACCAGUAGAACCAGAAUCUGAAUUUAUCAUAAAGAUCCAUGAUAUCAACGAUAAUGAGCCCAUGUUCACCAAGGAUGUUUACACUGCCACUGUUCCUGAAAUGUCUGAUGUUGGUACUUUUGUUGUUCAAGUCACUGCAACUGAUGCUGAUGAUCCCACCUAUGGAAACAGUGCUAAAGUAGUCUACAGUAUUCUCCAAGGACAACCCUAUUUUUCAGUUGAAUCUGAAACAGGCAUCAUCAAAACAGCAUUGCUCAACAUGGAUCGAGAAAACCGAGAGCAAUAUCAAGUGGUUAUUCAAGCUAAAGACAUGGGAGGCCAGAUGGGAGGCUUAUCUGGCACCACCACAGUGAACAUCACCCUGACUGACGUGAAUGACAAUCCUCCGCGUUUUCCUCAGAGCACUUACCAGUUUAAAACUCCUGAGUCAGCUCCUCCCGGUACACCAAUAGGCAGAAUCAAAGCAAUUGAUGCAGAUGUAGGUGAAAAUGCAGAAAUUGAGUAUAGCAUCACUGAUGGAGAGGGUCUAGACAUGUUUGAUGUCAUCACUGACCAAGAAACACAGGAAGGAAUUAUUACUGUUAAAAAGGUUUUGGACUUUGAAAAGAAAAAAUUGUAUACCCUCAAAGUGGAAGCUUCCAAUCCACGCGUGGAGUCCCGUUUUCUCUACUUGGGACCAUUUAAAGAUACAGCCACAGUUAGGAUCAUGGUGGAAGAUGUUGAUGAGCCUCCUGUGUUUGGCAAACUAGCCUAUGUCAUGCAAAUAAGAGAAGAUGCUCAGAUAAACAGUACAAUAGGCUCAGUGUCAGCCCAGGACCCUGAUGCUGCCAAGAAUCCUGUCAAGUAUUCUGUAGAUCGACACACUGAUAUGGACAGAAUAUUCAACAUUGAUUCUGGAAAUGGUUCCAUUUUUACCUCUAAACUUCUCGACCGAGAAACGUUGCUGUGGCACAACAUUACUGUCAUAGCAACAGAGAUCAACAAUCCAAAACAAAGUAGUCGUGUACCUUUAUUUAUCAAAGUGCUGGAUGUUAAUGACAAUGCCCCAGAGUUUGCUGAAUUCUAUGAAACUUUUGUUUGUGAAAAAGCAAAGGCAGAACAGUUGAUCCAGACCCUGAGUGCUGUUGACAAGGAUGACCCUUACAGUGGACACCAAUUUUCCUUCUCCUUGGCUCCUGAAGCUGCUGGCAGUUCAAACUUCACCAUUCAUGACAACAAAGACAACACAGCAGGAAUCUUGACUCGAAAAAAUGGAUACAAUAGACAUGAAAUGAGCACCUACCUCCUGCCUGUGGUGAUCUCUGACAAUGACUACCCAAUUCAAAGCAGCACAGGGACCGUGACCAUCCGUGUCUGUGCAUGUGAUCAUCACGGCAACAUGCAGUCCUGUAAUGCAGAGGCACUUAUUCAUCCAACUGGACUAAGUACUGGGGCUCUGAUUGCCAUCCUCCUGUGCAUCAUUAUACUUCUAGUGACAGUGGUACUUUUUGCAGCUCUAAGGCGGCAGAGGAAGAAGGAACCUUUGAUCAUUUCCAAAGAGGACAUCAGAGAUAACAUUGUCAGUUACAAUGAUGAAGGUGGUGGAGAGGAAGAUACUCAAGCCUUUGAUAUUGGCACACUAAGAAAUCCUGAAGCCAUAGAAGACAAUAAAUUACGAAGAGAUAUUGUGCCAGAGGCACUUUUUCUUCCUCGACGGACUCCAACAGUACGGGAUAACACUGAUGUCAGAGAUUUCAUUAACCAAAGGUUAAAGGAAAAUGAUACAGAUCCUACUGCCCCGCCAUAUGACUCCUUAGCUACCUAUGCAUAUGAAGGCAAUGGUUCUGUGGCAGAAUCCCUGAGCUCUUUGGAGUCUGUCACUACAGAUGGAGAUCAAGACUAUGAUUACCUUAGUGACUGGGGGCCGCGGUUUAAGAAACUGGCAGACAUGUAUGGUGGCACAGACAGUGAUAAAGACUCUUAAUAUGUUGCCUUUUUUUCAUUUUCCAAUACAGCAUUGAGAUAUGUGAAGUGGCUAUUUCUUUAUAUUUAUCCACAGCUCUGUGAAAGGGUCCUCUAUUCUACCAAUUCCAAAUGUUAAUGACUGCAGUCUGUGUGGAUCAAAUGUUAGAGACUUUUUCUAGUAAACUUUUAUGAGUUUCCAAGAGACAAAAUUUUAUUUUUUAGUGCAUCCAGUUUAACAACCCAGUUUUUCAGGCACAGUGGUAGUAGAGAGGACAAGUAGCAAUAUUUUUACUUGUUCUCUCAAUGUAUAUUUGAGGAUAUUAUUCCUUCCACUCAUCUGUUCUUUUGCCUAGCUUUCAUUUAUUCAACUCAGAUGACUGUUCUAACUGUACAUUACACAAUACUGAUGUGAUAAAGAAUUGCAAUUUAACCUAAAUACAGUAUUAUAGUAAAAGUAAUGGGGAAAGAAUAAUCAUGAAUAUUAGUAUUGACUGACAAAGAGAUGAAAAGUCAUGUAUACUAUAAUUUUACAGGUAAUUCAGAAAUACCAGCUAGCCAUUAUCUCCUGUUCCUUGAGUAUUUUUUUUUCAGUAUUAACUACUCUUCCAAAAGCAUGAAGUUAGUUAGAAAUCAAGGGUACACAUUCCAUAGAUCAAUCUAUCAUUGGAUACACUGUUCUUUGGAUAUAAUAUUGUAGGCCAGCCCAACUAAGAAUAUGCAAUUUCAAUAUGAAUUUAUCAUAGUUUUAUGAUAAACUUCAAGUCAAAAAGCAUUAAGUGAUUAUCAUUCACCAAUUUAGUCAAAAUCACAAAGUGGUAGUUUAAAAUUUUAAUUCUCUCUCUACUAAUUCAGAACUUAUGAUCAUAUAUAGGCAUGCUGAAGUUUUACCCUUGCAUUAUAUUAUGCUUCAAUAUUUCAAGGAUUUGAUCUUUCAUCUCUAUGGAUAUUUCCCCACCAAUGCAGGUCACACAGUUCCUUCAAACCUUAGUAGUUCCUCUUAUUGAAUUAUUGAAGCCAUUUAUCAUCUGGUAACCAACCUUUUGGUGAUGAGCCUCUACAAACUGAGACAGGCUAAUUAAUGAAAGGCAGUCCUUUACCAGCCCCAUCCUGGAAGCUUUUCCAAUUUGACCCUUGCUCGCAUAACUCUUGAAAACUGAAGAGAACUUCCUCUAUGAGGUAACAUAAUAACAAUGUGAGAGGCAUCAUAUGGGGGAGGAAAAUCAAAAAUCUGACAAGCAAUCAGUAGUGUAAACAAAGGAAAUAUUUAACUUUAUUAAAUUGAAGAGCAGCAAACUAAUUGAAAUUAUCAAUUGAGAUUAUCUAAACUGUUUAUAUUAUUUAAAUUCUAAACUAUAAAUGAGCUAAUCACAAAUAAUGCUAUUUGUUAAAGCUCAUAAAAAUUGUCAGAGAUAGUUCAAUUCUUUUUCUCCUGUUUUUGUCAGCAGUUUCACUGCAUGUUUGUAAAAGUAAUAAAAUAUUUGUAUAUUUUUUAAAUCUGGCAUUUUAGGCUUUUCACCAAAUUAAACUAAAUUUUUCUUGAUUAGUGUGAAUUUAGUGACAUAUGAAUAACUCAAAUCAUGCUAUUGGUGGUGAGGUGAGACCUAAAAUUUGCAACUGAGUUUUGUUAAUUUACUUGGAUUUCUAUAUACUUACUUAAAUAGAUUUGAUAUAGACAUAGCUAUAGAUGGAUAAAAUUGGACUUUGUAGUAUUUAAUGAUAAAAUUGGAAGUCUAUCAUUAAAAUGCUUACAGAAGGCAAAUGAAAAUCUUGGAUAUCUUGAGUGAGGGAAACAGGGUUGUUCAAGGUAUUAAUUAAAAUAAUAGUCAACUUUUUAAAAAAUGCAUUUCUUUUACAUUUAUUUUGUCUUUGUUCUCAUGGCAAUUCUGUCAUUCCUGCCUUGAAAAUUAAUACUAAAAGCAUUGUUCCACAUCAUGACAAAGAAGUAAUGUAAAAAUAGUUGAAAGCAUCAUUCCUAUUAUUGCACUUUUACUAUCCAUGUAGUGGUUUAUUUGGAAGAGCUAAUUUAUGAAAAAGUUUUUUAAAAAAAUUUUUUAGUAAAUUUCAUUGAUGUCAUGAUACAUCAUCAUGAUCUAAUUUAAAGAACCCUAUCAUGUGCAAUGAUAAGGAAUGUCCAAGGUACUGUAACUUUAGCAAUCUUUGUUUAUAAACUUAAAUCUUUAAAAAAUAAUUUGUUUAUAUAUAAACAAAAACUUAUAGAUAUGCUUAAUACACUGGUUUGUCUUAGGGAUUUAUUUUCUGUUAACAUUAAUUUACUAUAGAUAUUCUAAUUGUGAAUUGAGUAUUAGGAUAUUGCCAUUUUUUAUUCUCUCACAAAAAUAAAGAUAUUUAAGUUAAUAAAGAGAUAUACCAUUUAGUAGA
Molecule: messenger RNA, 5128 nt
Organism: Sarcophilus harrisii (Tasmanian devil)
Lineage: Eukaryota; Metazoa; Chordata; Mammalia; Dasyuromorphia; Dasyuridae
Product: cadherin-6
Exons: 12
Coding region: 396-2768 (790 amino acids)
Biological process (GO): homophilic cell-cell adhesion; cell morphogenesis; multicellular organism development
Cellular component (GO): plasma membrane; adherens junction; catenin complex
Molecular function (GO): calcium ion binding; cadherin binding
Source: RefSeq, a predicted model, not a curated record